Molecule: messenger RNA, 2310 nt
Organism: Branchiostoma belcheri (Belcher's lancelet)
Lineage: Eukaryota; Metazoa; Chordata; Leptocardii; Amphioxiformes; Branchiostomatidae
Product: anti-sigma-I factor RsgI6-like
Exons: 16
Biological process (GO): carbohydrate metabolic process
Molecular function (GO): hydrolase activity, hydrolyzing O-glycosyl compounds
Source: RefSeq, a predicted model, not a curated record
AUAUAAAUAUAUGCAUAAGUGCGUUGCUUCGAUUAUCUGAAUACGCGUGGUUACCUGCUGCCAGCGGUUUUAACCAUGAUGUUCAAUGUGAUCUUUUUGGGAGGUUUGCUUCUUUGCUGUGAGUUGCAGUACGCUAGAGCAGCACAAGAAAUAUUCCGCAAUGCUGGCUUUGAGGGAUCUUUUGGUUCCGAUAACUGGUACUGUGUAGGAUGUACCGGUGAGCAACACUUGGGCGACAAGGUGGAGGGGACAGCCAGCAUGUUGGCGCGGGGGAGGACAGCUGAGUGGGCCGGCCCUUCGUACAAUCUACCUUACGGUCGUGGCGUCCUCUCCGGUCAGACGUACGAGUUCCAAAUCUUCGUCAAACUGUUGUCAGGAGGAGCGGCCCACGUCCCCGUCAAGAUCAACCUGGCAACUACCUUCUCUGAUGGGGAUAUAAACUAUCAGCAGGUCAAGCACACCGACCACAUCAGUCAGACUCAGGGAUGGCAGAGGAUCACCACCAGCUGGACUGUACCAUCGUUUGACAAGGAGGUGACGGAGAUGCGGCUGUACGUUGAAGGUCCUCCUGUCGGUACUGACGUCCUUGUAGACGCAGCGUCGCUGACGUCAGCUGAGGGACAGUCAAGCCUGGUCGAAGACCUUCAUACCGUUUCAGGUUCUGAGAUGGUGACUAACCCUGGAUUUGAGGGUGACCUGAGCGGCUGGUACUGCAUGUCGUGUACAGGUGUGCAUUAUACAGAAGACAAACAUGGCGGAGGCGGAGCUAUGCUGGCUCAGGACAGGUCUGCCGAGUGGGCGGGACCAUCUCAAGAUUUAGCCUGGGGAUCCGCCAUCAACAGCGGAUAUACCUACAUGUUCACCAUGUGGGUCAAAAUCCUGGAUGGCGGGAGCACACCCUACAAUAUCAAGGCUAAGCUGAAUUAUAGGUUCAGAGACGGAUCCGAGGACUGGAUUGGGAUAGCUUCUUCCACAGUGUCAGCCCAAGACGGCUGGGUGAGGCUAUCCGGUGGACACACUGUACCAGACUACAACGACUGGGUGAGUAACGCCCGUCUGUACGCGGAGGGUCCUCCCGGUAACGUCCGCUUCCUCAUCGAUGACGUGUCGUUCCUGUCGUUCAUGGACGUGACUGCGGACAACUGGUGGCACGAGUCCAACAUCAGGAUCGACCAGCAUCGCAAACGAUACGUCAAUCUCAAGGUGCAGACUCCAAAUGCAGAUGACAUCAGUGUGGAGAUCACCCAGACCAAAUCUCACUUCGCGUGGGGCUGCGCGGUGAACGCCUGGAUCAUGCCUGAUGACGCCCGGUACCGAGACUUCUUCCUCAGUAACUUCGAGUGGGCCGUCUUCGAGAACAACAUGAAAUGGACGCAGAAUGAGCCUAACGAGGGUCAGCUUGAGUGGAACCUUGCUGACCGGACAUUGGACAUACUGGAGAAUGCUGGCAUCCCUGUCCGUGGCCACUGUGUCUUCUGGGGCGUGCCGGAGUUUGUACAAGGUUGGCUGCACAACUACUGGGGCGGAGAUCUGGAGCAGAAGUGUUGGAAAAGGGUUAACGACGUUGUCGGUCGAUACGCCGGGAGAUUGCAGCACUGGGAUGUAAACAACGAGAUGCUGCACGGCGACUUCUACGUCCAACACACGGGCAGCUCCCAGAUCCGGUACGAGAUGUUCCGGAAGGUGAAGGAAAGAGACCCGAACGCCAAACUCUUCCUGAACGACUACAACGUCGUCUCCUGGUGGGGAGAGACCAAUGCCUAUGCCAACCAGAUUUCCGAGUUCCUUGACAACGGAGCGCCAGUGGAAGGUGUGGGAGCCCAGUGUCACUUUAACAACCGCCCUGACACGCCGAACGUCCUGCACCGUCUGAACGUCCUCUCCUCUCGCGGCCUCCCUAUCUGGGUGACGGAGCUGGAUGUGAACGAGGCUGACGAGUACGUGAGGGCGGACGGCUACGAGGACGCCAUGCGGGCCGCCUUCAGCCACCCUGCCGUGGAGGGACUCCUGAUCUGGGGGUUCUGGGACCAGGCACACUGGAGACCGAACGCUGCACUUGUGAAUGGCGACCACUUUGGGAUUAACGAAGCAGGUCGCCGUUGGCAGCGGCUUGUCUUUAACGACUGGCGGACCAACCUGUCUCUCACGGACGGCAUCGUGACGUCACACGGCAAGGAGUUCAUCUUCCGUGGUUUCCAUGGAAACUACGAGGUCAAGGUUAAGUCCCAUGGCCAGGUCGUGGCCACGAAGACGUUCUACUUGUCUCCUGGAGCCGGCGCCCUUACUGUGGAGGUGGACAUGCCUAACGAU